AUGGGUGCUCCCCUCCUCGUCGAAGGCGACGCACCCAAAAGCCUGUUCAACACUGCCAAACUGCUCCCCAUCAUCUGGCGACAGUUUCUCGGUCAGCAGGUCGGCGACUUCCUCGUGGGCGACGCGACGAUCGAGGCCCUGCAUUCGCUCGGCUUCAAGGGUGACCAGCCCGUCGUCGAAUGGCUCGACACAAUGGACCUUCACGACGACACCUCGCACGGUGGAUGGGUCUCAGUCUGCAAGGGCCUUGUUACCCCGUUCCCCGUCCGUUUCAAGAAUGUCGAAGGCACCGACGAUCUCGCCUUCGCCGGCGCAAUCUUCACGUACCGACCUGCCGCGGCCCCCAGAGUGGCCCAUCCACCGUGCGGGGUGUCGUCGUGA
Molecule: messenger RNA, 381 nt
Organism: Apiotrichum porosum
Lineage: Eukaryota; Fungi; Basidiomycota; Tremellomycetes; Trichosporonales; Trichosporonaceae
Exons: 2
Coding region: 1-381 (126 amino acids)
Source: RefSeq, a predicted model, not a curated record